This is a messenger RNA of Pyricularia grisea, 605 nucleotides long. RefSeq lists its product as uncharacterized. The record is from RefSeq and is a predicted model, not a curated record. Lineage: Eukaryota; Fungi; Ascomycota; Sordariomycetes; Magnaporthales; Pyriculariaceae. Gene Ontology annotation, molecular function: copper ion transmembrane transporter activity. Bases 1 to 414 code for a protein of 137 amino acids. The transcript has 2 exons. Gene Ontology annotation, cellular component: plasma membrane. Gene Ontology annotation, biological process: intracellular copper ion homeostasis; copper ion transmembrane transport.
AUGAUGGUCUUCCAGGCAUCAACAACAACGCCUUUGUACCUAUCGGGGUGGCAACCGAUCAGCCCGGGCCAGUACGCGGGGACCUGCAUCUUCCUCAUCGUCCUCGGCACCUUUACCCGCAUCAUGCUGGCCCUCAAGUCGGUCGUCGAGACCAGGCGGUGGCGACCCGCCUCGUAUGCAAAGGCGACGUCGGCAGAACACCACCAGGUCCGGAAGGCCGGCGUUUCCUGGCUGGCGACGGUGGAGAGGGCGCUCUACGACGUCUUGGUGGCUGCGCUGGGUUAUUUGCUUAUGCUCGCAGUCAUGACGAUGAACAUUGGCUACUGCAUAUCUGUCCUCGGCGGCGUCUUUUUCGGCUCUUUGGCGGCCGGCGUAUGGUCCAGUGAGCAGGAUGGAGACUGGCUACCAUGCUGAUUGAAGCAGAAUAAGCAAAGAGAUGGGCAGUGUAGUGAUUUUCUUACGGGAAACAAGCGAUAAAAAAGAAUUGUUGGGUUGCAUUUUCUUUUCUUUGGGCGAAUAGCGGUCGGCAUCUUUGGCAUAUUAUACCAAUGCUUGUACAUAUUUAUUAAUUACUUGUUUUCUUUUUCUUCUCUUUUCCAAUACGG